Molecule: messenger RNA, 1930 nt
Organism: Xyrauchen texanus (razorback sucker)
Lineage: Eukaryota; Metazoa; Chordata; Actinopteri; Cypriniformes; Catostomidae
Gene: fancf
Product: FA complementation group F
Exons: 1
Coding region: 90-1103 (337 amino acids)
Biological process (GO): interstrand cross-link repair
Cellular component (GO): Fanconi anaemia nuclear complex
Source: RefSeq, a predicted model, not a curated record
UGCGUCGAUGUUGUUUGUUGUUUUAAUCAGCACUUCACUCCCUGCGCAUAUUGAAGUUUUUGUGAUAAGUUAAUGCAGUAGUGACAGAGAUGGAGUCUGUGUUAGGACACCUGCAGCACAUACUGGAGUUACUGGCCGUGUCGCAGACGGAUUGUGUGAAUGAAUGGGACUAUCACACAACACUCAAGGCGUUUCAGUGGGCAGAAUACUGCGAGCACCUGCACAACCGCUUCCACGCGAACCCUGCUGUGAGACCCGCGCUCGAGUCCCGCCUGCACGACACCAACCGCCACCUGCGGGAAACCUUUCCUUCAUAUUCUCCGGUGAUGUUGUCAGAGCUCGCUCAAUGUCAACACAAACUGCUCAUUAACUUACUCAGAAACCCAUCUGCACCAAGCUCCAUAGUCCAAAGACUGUUUCCCGAUUCUAGACCUACAGAACAGGGAUUAAAAUUGGACCAGAAUGGCCUUAUUACUUGUAAAUCUGCUUUUAAACUGCUAUGCUGCAGUUUGGAAACGACUAGUUCUGCUGGUUUACAGGUUGAAGCAGAAGUAAGAGGUAAACUGCUCGGGAAACUCUUGAACUCCAUAUUAACUCGACCAGGUAAUGAUGAUUAUGCGAGAACGCUGUUGGAGUCCAUCCUCUGCGAUAGCGCGGGAAACAUGGAAAGCCUUAAUGACGUCAUCGCAUCUGUACUUCUUUCCAGUGAUGACGGAACGAACAGUGUCACUCAGCGCUUCAUCCUGGACUGGCUUCAAAGUCACGACGGAUGUUUUAGUAAACUGUGCGAGUCGUUGUCUCCUGGGCUGUGUAGGAUCCUCUCCACAAAGUCUGUGGAAUUUAAAGAGGCAUACUGGGGUGUUUUGAAACAGUGGGCGUCAUGCUUAGAGUAUGACGUCUUGCAGAGCGUGUGGGUGCUGACGUCAGAUGGUACUGUGACGUUUAAUGUAUUAGCUGAUCGACUGAGAGAUUUACUAAAGACAGGGUCACCAUUAAAACAGGAGACGGAGACUCAGCUUGCAGAACUGAAACUGGAAAGUGGUGCCUUUGAUGUGAAAGGCAUCAGUGUGUGGACUGAUCUUAUCAUUCAACUGAAGCUGUAAAGACGUCACAUUUGAUUUGUAUUUAUAUUUAAGUAAAUAACUUUUAUUCCUAAAUUGUUUUGUAAUUUAUAUUUUUUUAUUAUUAUGAGCCAUGAAUUUAUAUUAUAGUUUUCAUAAUUGGAAAACAUGCAAAGAUAGACAUUGUGUACGUUCUACCUUGGGCUCCGAGCCGACAGGGGGAGACAGUGCGCUGUAUAUGAUAGACAUGUCCGAGGGAUUGAUUUUAUCAAAACUAACUCAGUAGAACUGACUUAGAAACCUUUUAGGCUUUUGUCAUUGAGGGUACUUUUUAAAUGCCUUUUAUUAACAGAUUUGAGUGUUUUAGCCUUAUCCCAGAACCAAAUAUUCAAUAUUAAACUAUGAAAAUCCAUUAUAAAAAUACAAAUUAUUAAAUGUUUAAAACUAAUUACGACUGUCUUUUUUUGUUUUUGUUUUUGUUUUUUAGUUAGUGUCAGUAAAGAGCAUACUUGAGAUGAAAUAUCAAGGUAAAUAUCACUUGUGAGCAGAAUAUUUUAUUUGGUGCCAUUUCCAGUAAAAAUGUAUUUUGCCAACUAAUGCAAAAAGUAAAAAUAUUUAACUUUGUAUUUAUGAGGCAUAAAAUGUUAGCUACAAAAUUAGCCUAAACAAGACAAAGUAGUCAGCCAUUUUUUUUUUUUUUUUAAAUGUGGUGGGAAUUUGCAUGAAUUCAGAAAUCUCCUCUGAUGAAUGUACACUGGUUUACAUUGUAAGAUGCAGUAGAUAAAUAAAUAAUAGUGAGAGUGUUAACAAUGUUUUAACCCUGUAAAGCCUGACAUAUGAAAGAAUUGUCAGACAAUUGGAUUUAUUUA